Messenger RNA from Pseudoliparis swirei, 2953 nucleotides. RefSeq names its product unconventional myosin-XVIIIb. The coding region runs from base 185 to 2824 and encodes 879 amino acids. The record is from RefSeq and is a predicted model, not a curated record. The transcript is spliced from 15 exons. NCBI's taxonomy places the organism in Eukaryota, Metazoa, Chordata, Actinopteri, Perciformes, Liparidae.
UGACCUCCUGUGUGUGUGUGACCUCCUGUGUGUGUGUGACCUCCUGUGUGUGUGUGACCUCUUGUGUGUGUGUUUGUGUGUGUGACCUCCUGUGUGUGUGUGUGUGUGAAACCUCCUGUGUGUGUGUGUGUGUGUGAAACCUCCUGUGUGUGUGUGUGUGUGGGCAGAUGAGCGUUUUAAAACCAUGUUCUGUGUCUAUGUUUUGGUUGUUGUUGUUGUGUUGUUGUUGUUGUGUCGUUGUGUGCUCAGGUUCGACAGUGAGCUGACUCGAGCCCUUGAGCAAGCCGACAUUGAGCGCGAGCAGAAGGACAAAGUCUCCCAGGAGAGCACGACUCUGGGAGCCGAGGUCUACGGCCUGAGGGGCCGCCUGCUGGAGAGCCAGUCCGAGGUGGGCCGUCUCCAGAAGCAGAAGGACGAGCUGUGCGCUCAGAUCCGUGACCUCAGCCUGCCGGUCGACCUUGCCUCUGAUUCGCUGCCCGACCUGAAGAUGAAGCUCCGCCUCCUGGAGGGCGUCGACCUGGAGCGAGCGCAGGAAGUCGCCUCGCUGAGCGGAACCGUCCAGCAGCAGCAACAGGUCCACAUGCGCUUUGAGAUAGAGAUGGAGAGAAUGAAGCAGAUGCAGCAGAAAGAGUUGGAGGACAAAGAGGAGGAGCUAGAGGACGUCCACAAGUCCUCUCACAGACGACUGAAGCAGUUGGAGAAUACAGUGCAGGGAGGAGUAGAAGGAGAAGCAGGGAAGGGAAGCCAGGUGGGGCACAGAGACUUCGACGUGGAGCAGAAGCUGCGGCGCGACCUCAGGAGGAGCCACGCCCUGCUGGCCGACGCCCAGCUGCUCCUCUCCACCGGGGAGCCGGGGCAGCACCUCCCCCUGGGGGGGCGGGAGCAGCUGGAGCGCCUCCACUGCCAGCUGGAGGAGAGUGAGGCCCGGCGGCUGCAGGUGGAGAGCCUCCAUGAUUCUCUCUCUCAGGAGUUGGAGAACUCUCAGCUGGAGCUGGAGAACCUCUGCAAGCUGAAGAGUGUGGUGGACGAGCAGCUGUCCCUGCUACAGCGGGACAAGGUGGAGCUCCUGCGGCGCCUGGAGGAAGACCAGGAGGACCUGAACGAGCUGAUGAAGAAGCACAAGGCGCUCAUCGCCCAGUCGUCCAGCGACAUCGCUCAGAUCAGAGAGCUGCAGGCGGAGCUGCAGGAGGCCGAGAAGCAGAGGCACCUCCUGCGGGAGGAGCUCCAGCAGAGCGUGUCCAGGGUGCAGUUCCUGGAGGCGUCCACCGUGGGGCGCAGCAUCGUCAGCAGGCAGGAGGCGCGCGUGUGCGACCUGGAGAACAAGCUGGAGUUCCAGAGAGGGCAGGUCAAGAGGUUUGAGGUGCUGGUGUUGCGUUUGAGGGACAGCGUGGUCCGUCUGGGGGCGGAGCUUGAGCAGAGCGCCCAGAACGAGGCCCGGGAGAAGGAGAACGCCCGGUACUACCUGCAGCGCCUCCAGGACACGAGGCUGGAGAACCAGGACCUGGUCCAGAGGGAGCAGGACAGCAGCCGGCGGCGCAUGGAGCUGGACAUGCAGGUGGAGGAGCUGAACGCCGUCAGACAGGCGCUGCAGGCCGACCUCGAGACGUCCAUCCGCCGCAUCGUGGACCUGCAGGCCGCCCUGGAGGAGGUGGAGUCCAGCGACGAGAGCGACUCUGAAAGCGCUCACACUGCUACGGAGUCCUGGACUCCAAAGAAAGAGCUGGACUCGGUGUCCAGUGUUGGCUCCAUCGGGACAGAGGACGUCGGCGAGGGGAUCCGUCAUUGGUUGGGAGUCCCCAGCGGAGGGUCCCGCGGGGGGGGCUCCCCGUAUGGCAGCAGUACCAUCAGCAGCCAAGGGGGGCGCCAGUCUCUGGUGGACACCAUGAGCACCAACAGCUUCCGCUCCUGCGUGGAUCCCGAUGCCGAGGGCUCUGAGCCCGGCGGCCCGGGUCCCAGAGGUCUCAGCCGGGCCCCGUCCUCCUCCGCUCUGUCUGAGCUGCUGGACGGACUCCGGAAGCGGCGAGCCGGCGGCGAAGCGGGCGCCGGCGCCGGCAGCACCGUCUCCCUGCCGGUCUACCAGACCACCGCGGCCUCGACCCUCCGGCGGAGGGCCUCGGCACUCGAGCCCGCCGACCCCCAGGAGCCGCGGCCCAUCCUCAAACCGGCCUCGCCGCUCUUGGCCCGCGCCGCCAGCGCUCGCUCCGUCGGCGACGCUCCGGCGUCCGCGGCCAAACUCUCCCGCUUCAACUCCAGCGACUCCCUCUCCGCGGUUCCCUCGCUGCCGCGCCUCUCCUCCUUGGCGUCGCCCCCCGCCGCUCGCCACCGGCCCCCCUCCCUGUGCAUCCCGGAGGAGGACCCGGACGAAUGGCCGCGCUCCUGGGCGACCCCCGUGCAGCGCUCCCCGCAGGCACUGAGGCGGUGCAUGCUGGGUAGUCUCGCUGCAGAGGAGGGAGGCGAAGGCUCUCUGGGUUCAGAACCCAUGGUCUUCCAGAACCGGCGCCUGGUUGAGGACCGGGACGACGCCGCUUCCGACAUCCUGCCCGCCAUCCGGAGAGCUCAGUCCGCCAGCAGCCUGGCCGGCUCGCUGAAAGGCCGCCGGGCGCUGAGCGUCCACUUCGGGGAGCUGCCGCCUUCGACCCGCGGCGGCAGGAAGAGCUCCGAGACCGAGUCGUCCAGCUCCGGUGGUUCUGGGGGGAGUUCCCAGGGAAGCGGGUCCAGGCGCCGGCUGGAGAAACCACGGGGAGAACGUCUGGAGGCCGAGGGCAGCGAGGCGGGCGACGUGGCGUCGGUCAUGAAGAGAUACCUGAAGAAAGAGAGCGACUGAGGACGAUGAGCAUCCUCUCUGUUCUGACCUCAGACUGAAGGCGCCGAAGAAACUCCUCAAAAAGGAGAUUCCUCCUUUGACCUGUGAAGACGGAAACACGUUUGUACAUGAAUAAAAUUACUCUCUUCA